Molecule: messenger RNA, 2118 nt
Organism: Parasteatoda tepidariorum (common house spider)
Lineage: Eukaryota; Metazoa; Arthropoda; Arachnida; Araneae; Theridiidae
Source: RefSeq, a predicted model, not a curated record
AUGGAACUCCAUAAAUGGCAUAGCAACUGCGCAGCGUUAUUUUCUGAUGGUGAAGAAAUAUAUAAUUUUACUAACUGUGAUGGAACUCAAGUGCUAGGAGUUUCCUGGAGUCCGAAGAAAGAUAGUCUUUAUUUUAAAGUUACCUGUAGUGCAUCACAAAGAAAAGACUCGAAAGUCACGAAGCGCUGUGUCUUAUCCACAAUUGCCCCCCUUGGAUUGCUUGGACCAGUAGUGUCAAAAGCAAAGAUAUUUUUGCAACAGCUAUGGUCUAUAAAACUGGACUGGCAUGAAGAACUACCUGAGAAACAAAUCCAAAAGUGGAAGAAGUUUGUCGAAGCUUUAAAGAGUGUUAACAACAUGGAAUUUGAUAGAUGUAUACUUACAGAGGGAGCUGACAUGAUUGAAAUUCAUGGAUUCGCCGACGCGUCAGAGGUUGCUUACGGUGCUGUUGUUUACUCCAAAUUGGUGAAAAAAGUGAUAAUAGCUCUCGAUUUGCCUAUAUCCAACAUCUACUUAUGGAGUGAUAGCAUGAUUGUGCUUUCUUGGAUACGUAAGGAGUCAUUUCUACUUAUGACUUUCGUUGCCAAUCGUGUAUCCCAGAUUCAAGACUUAACUAACAUUGACAGUUGGAGAUAUGUACCAUCAACUGAGAACCCUGCAGACAUUAUCUCCAGAGGUUUCGAUCCUGAUAAACUUUCACAAUGCAGAUUGUGGUUUGAAGAACCAAAUUUCUUGUGUAACAAUGAAUAUCCAAAUAGAGACAUUCCAUCCAGAGUUAUUGAAAAUGAAUUUUCUAAUGAAUUUAAACCAUCUAGUGACUUUAAUUGUUUUAUUAGUGAUAAUAGUAAUUUUCUUGAUAAUUUUCUGGAAGUUAGUAAUAACUAUAGUAAACUCAUUCGUGUAUUAAGUUUUGUAUAUAGGUUCAUCGAUAAUUGUCGGAGCACUUAUGACACAUCAAGUGGGUCUUUGUCUCCAGAUGAACUUAAAAGAGCUGAACUGAAAUUAGUAAGUUUAGUGCAGAAGCGGGAGUUCAGCAAGGAAAUUAGAGAUUUAGAAAUUACAGGUGAAGUUUCAAACCAGAGUAAGGUAAGAAAUUUAUGUCCCUUCAUUGAUAAAGAAUGCCUCUUAAGAGUAGGUGGACGUUUGUCCAAUAGUGAAUUGUGCUUUGACAAAAAAUUCCCAUUAUUGUUACCAGAAAAACAUAAAUUAACACAAUUGAUAAUUAUUAGUAAUCAUAUUAAGAAUUUACAUGUUGGACCGCAAACAUUAUUGUUUAUUAUAAGGCAAAGAUUUUGGCCAAUCAAUGGCAGAUCUAUUUGUAGAAAAGUAGUUCGUGAGUGUUUGUCGUGCUUUAAAGCUAAACCAAUAACUUGUGAUCAACCCAAAAGUCGUGUGAGUCAAAACUUUCCAUUAGCCAUUUCAGGUGUGGACUUUUGCGGUCCAUUUACAAUUAAAUACAAGAACCAACGGAAAGGUACUUUUCAAAAAAUUUAUGUCGCGAUUUUUGUAUGUUUCGUCACAAAAGCGAUUCAUUUGGAGCUUGUGACAGAGUUGAGCUCUCAAGCAUUUAUAGCUACAUUAAAGAGAUUUUUUUCGCGUAGAGGAAAAAGCAGUAUUCUGUACUCAGAUAAUGCGACUAAUUUCGUUGGGAGUAAUAAUGAGUUACAACGAUUAUUUAGCUUAGUUAAAAAUCCUAAUAAGAGUUUAUGUAAUUAUAUGAGUCAUGAAAAUAUCAAAUGGAAAUUUUUGCCACCUAGGAGUCCGAAUUUCGGAGGGCUCUGGGAAGCUGGAGUGAGAUCCUUCAAAUAUCAUCUGAAAACAGUAGUGGGUGAUAAGAAAUUAACUUAUGAAGAUUUUUUGACUGUAACUACUCAAAUUGAGUCCGUUUUAAACUCAAGACCGCUUACCCCGUUAUCUUCAGAUGCUAAUGAUUUGAGCGUUCUCACUCCAGGCCAUUUCCUGAUCGGGAGACCGUUCACAUCAAUUGUUGAACCGGAUGCAACCAAUGUAUCUCAUAAUAGGUUGAGUUUAUGGCACAAAACCACUAAAUUCGUGCAAUUAAUAUGGAAAAAGUGGCACAAAGAUUAUUUGUCAACUUUGCAACAAAGGUCGAAAUAG